Messenger RNA from Purpureocillium lilacinum, 600 nucleotides. The record is from RefSeq and is a predicted model, not a curated record. NCBI's taxonomy places the organism in Eukaryota, Fungi, Ascomycota, Sordariomycetes, Hypocreales, Ophiocordycipitaceae.
AUGGCAGACAAAGAGCCAAUCCGCGUCGUCAUAUGCGGCAAGUCGGAGGAGGUAGGCCGCGGCAUCAUUGCGGGCCUGCAGCCCGAGGUCGAAGGUAAGCCCAUCCAUUCCAUGACACACACCGUCUCACAACAACUCCUCCUCCGGCGAGAGAUCCUCCGCACACUGUCACAGGGGGAGAACACCGACUCACCAGCGCGCGCGUCGCCGACUCUAGUGAUCCACUUUGGGCUCUCGCCGGCGGCCCUCGCGGCGGAGCUGCCGGCCGUGCUGGCGGGGCGGGCGCCGGCGUCGGCGUCGAGCGGGCUCGGCACGGGGAACUACCAGGAGGAGGAGGGGGGGAGGCCGAGGCGGCCGCGGGCGGUGGUGUUUGGGGGUGCGUGGGACGGGGCGGACGUGGAGACGGUGCGGGCGGCGGUGCGCGGCUGCGGCGGGGAGGGGGACGGGGUGGUGAUGCUGCGGCAUGAUGGGCGGAAGCCGAGUCCGCCGCUGGGGCCGGCGUAUGGACCGCAUGUGGUGCAGAGGGUGAAGGACGUGCUGGGGAGGCUGGUGAGGGGAGAGGAGGUGGAGUGGGCGGGGGAAGGGGUGGUUUGGUAUUGA